CGCUAACUUCUGUAGGUGAAGGAACGGAAAUAUCAGCACAGUUGUAUUUAAAAGAUUUGCUAUGUGUAAGAGGAAAAGUUUACGUUUAAGACAUUGAACACCUACAUAUUAGUAUUCAUUUGAUUGCCUCUGUAAAGAUUUUUUAAAACUCAGUGAGCGGUGUACAUGUUUAUAUCAAAGAAUCAAUUUAACUUGCUCUACCAAGAAGUUAUACAAGCUUAUACUUCAACAUCGAACGUUGUCUUGCUGUUUCAUCGUUAAUAUAAAGAUAAUCGCAAGAAAGAUUAUAAAGUGAAUCAUCAAUUAUGGAAAUCGAUAUUGAUAUCGCACAUGGCGUAAUGAAUUCUUUGAACAAACUCUACGUGAACAAAGAACUCGAAGACUUUGUGGUUGACAUUGACGGCACCGAAUUUAAAUGCCAUCGUGUUAUUCUUGGCUCAUGCUCUGAAUUCUUUGGCGGACUCUUCCGGUCAGGGAUGAAGGAAGUCGACGAAGGACGCGCUUCUGUACAAGGUAUUUCAGUCGAGGCAUUUCAACUCAUCCUUAAGGCCCUGUACACUGGGAUCAACGUGCUGACCAAAGACAAUGUCAUUGACAUUUGGCAUGCCUCAAACCAGCUUCAAAUACAGUUUUUGAUUAAGUUAUGCGAGAAAAGUGUCGUCAGCUGGUUGACCUUGGAGAACUUCGAGGAGGUUUUCUUCCACGCCAAACUCAUUCAGUCAGAAACAGUUUUGGAAGGUGCCCGAAAAUUCAUGCUUGAAAAUUUCGAGAACGUUCGAAAAACGAAAACAUUUUUAAACCUGUCAUUUAUUGACCUGCUUCGUGUAGUGGAAGAUCGGGAUCUCGUCGUGAAAUCUGAAGACCUUGUUCUCGAAUCUUUAAUGGAAUGGGUUGGACAACCCAAAAUUGAGAAAUCUGAGUUGGACGCUUCAACGAAAGCCAACAUUCGAAUAACAAGUGACAAAUAUGCUGCACAAAUCAAUGCCGUGACACAAAUAUCGACCAAAGAAAGUCGAUCGGUAUCAGGGUCAAAUGGUUGUGGUAAUAAUCAUAACGAUGGUAUAAAAGACGACCAACAAGUUGGGGAUCUGGAGAAGGAGCAAAGCAGAUCACAUGAAGACACAUCUUUAAAUGCAAGUACUGCUGUACGACCUGUCGAGAUAGCGAAAGAGAGUGCGUUUGAGGCUUUAGAAGGCGAACUCGUUUCUCAAGGUCAAACCGACACCAAGCAAAACUCCUCAACAUUUCAAGAUGGCAGUGGGACAGACCCAAAAAAUCCGGACUGGUCAAAUGAUUCUGGAGGUAAUCUCCUCAGAGAGAGACUAGAGAAAUUGCCCAAACUACUCGCUGUUACUAGAACUUGCCUAGCGAGUGUUUCAUUGCUCCAUAGUCUGUACAAACACCCAUUCAUACAGAGUAAUAACUGUGCUAAAGAUAUACUAUUUAACGCUAUACUUUACCACACACGUUACAUGCACGGGCAAUGGCCGACUGCUGCCCUGCACAGAAAAUGCAGCGAUUUCGAUCACUACGGAGUUCAAAUGAACACUGAUAGAACGUGCAAAGCUCUCUCCAUUUUCGAGGAGAGACUGUUCAAUUUAACGGCGCCAUGUGAUUCGGACACUCAAAUCCUCCAUUUAGUUGUUUUUGAUAAUGAUCUAUACUGUUGUAGUUUCGAUCGAUAUGAAGAAACAAGCAAACUGCUUCUAUUUAGAGAUAAAUCUUGGACCUUUAUUACCGAGUUACCUGGUCGCAAGUCCUUUCUCCUCGUUCAUGAAGAUGUAAUUUACGCCAUAAAUAGUGAACAGGGACACAUUUCAAUGAUAAAUCCUAGAGAUUCGUUGAGCAACCGGAACAAUGUUUCAAGCGUUCCGGAAACUGGAACGUUUGAAUAUGCAAUAAUCGUCGACAGAAACAUGUUGGUUUUUUCCACUGAGACAAAAGAUGGUGUGGAAGAAACAGCGGUUCAAUGUUGGGACUUGGUCUACAAUACUUGGAUGAGACUUGACAGCCUUGAAGGGCCGGCUAAACAUUGAUCAGUUUCAGACAUGAUGAGAAUAGUUACAUCUUGCAGCCUAACGGAAAUUUGUGGCAAAUUUUAAGAAGCGAACAAGGAAUACAAAGCUUUCAAUUUCUGGCACAACUUUGGAAAUCGCAGCAGAUUUUACAUGGCGCAGUAGUUUACGAUAACAAAGUGAUCAUAUUUGGAGAUCAGCCUGAACAGUAUCAUGAAGAAGAAACUGCAAAAGUGAAUCAUCUGAACUUUAAACAUGCAAGUGUGGUAGGAAAUAGUGAAUCUUCGAAUGUGGUCCCCGUUAUUUUACACAAGUCUUACGCAACUUCGAAAUAAAUAUGAAUUCGCCUAGCAUUAUCGUUCUUUUUAAGUCGUCAAUUCUAUUCACUUGCACAUGUAUUCACUUAUCUUUCAAAUACGUGCAUUCACGUAUCUUUCAAGUGCAUGUAUUCACUUAUUUUUCAAAUACGUUUAUUCACCUAUCCUCCAAACACACGUAUUAACUCAUCUUUUGGAUGCAUUUAUUCACUUAUUUGACAAUUAUAUGCAUUCACUUAUUUUUCAAAUACACGUGUUGACUUGUUUGACAAAUACAUGCACUCACUUAUGUUUCAAAGACAUGUAUUCACUUUUCAUUCAAAAUCAUAUAUUCACUUUUUCGACACGUAUAUUAUUA
Lymnaea stagnalis (great pond snail) is the source of this 2690-nucleotide messenger RNA. The record is from the annotation of a GenBank genome assembly. Lineage: Eukaryota; Metazoa; Mollusca; Gastropoda; Lymnaeidae.